UCUCGCUCGCCGUUGAGGUUUUGAACAAACUUUAUCAGUACCGGCGUCAUUCGGUUACAUGUCCAACAUGGGCGCACGGGUCGCGCGUAUGUUCCGUAAUUUCAACCUAGAAAGCCGAGUUCACCGAGAAAUCUCAAAAGAAAAGCCCCGCGCGGCGCCGCGGCACGAGGCCAACCUGCCGGCCCCCGACGGGAGCUCUGAAGCUCUGGAGACCGCGAGGUCAGUCAGCCAGAAGAACGACCCGCUGCUGAGCCUCCUGAAGUCCGUGUAUGUGGAGUCGAAAGAUCCGGCUGCAGAGGGCUCAAAGGACGUGGCCGGGGGCGACGAGCCGGAGCGGCGGCCGCUGAGGUUCAGCUUACCGGGGGGAGCCUUCAGCCCCGUGGAGCUCACCGAUGUUCCCAAAGGCAAACUGACCAUCGUCGAGGCUCUGAGGGCCCUGAGCAGUCACCAGCGCCAGCCUCAGACAUGGACGCAGGGAAAGAUCGCUCAGGAAUAUUCUCUGGACCUGAAGGAUACCAAAGCUCUUCUAGAGUUCUUCAUUCCUUUCCAGGUCCAGAUUAUACCACCCAAGACGGAAAAGGCCAAGCAGAUUAAGGCUUCAUAGGACUGGAUCUUAUGUGAAUGCCAGACGUUAGACAAAAUAUGACCUGGCAUUUCUGUGCAAUAUAAAGUAAUGAAUAAAUAGCAGUCUUUUAUUUUAGAAUAUUAUUUCUGCAUAGUCCCCUUUUGAUUGCUCUGAUAAAAGAUUCUAUUCACACAGGUUUCCCCACUUCGAAAGAGCCAGAAAAGGGGUUUAAAGAAACCUGUUCUGAAGGAAUUGUGAGUGAGAAGGAAAUCUCAUGUUAGUGUGUACGGUCCCGGAGCCACAAUGGGUUAGCCUGGCUUUACUUUAAGAUAUCUUUUCAAAAUGUUUUUUUUACAGUUUUGUACAGAUGAAGCAAAUAAGAUGGCAUGUCAAAAAGCCAUAGAGGUGUUGACUGUUGGAAUGGGCCAGCUGUUGCUCCCGUUAGUUAAACUCCGCUGACGUUGUCAAACUCCUGCUCUCACACUCGGAAAGGAAUCCGUACUACCUACCUUUUUAAAGCCCCAAAUGUGGCAGUUGGGAAAUUAAUUUAUUAAGCUUUCAAGUGGCAGCCGUAGCUCAGGUAAAGGAAGUAAUGUGUCUGAACACCUUAAACUACACCAAAUUUGUUGCACAUGCACAAAGCUUUUUUUGGUAAAUAAUAAAUUAUUUAGUUUAUUCCAUGUGUCGCAUCACUUAUUUAAAGCCACUGUCAUGGGUUCGGUGAAUUAACAUCUUACACUUUCAACGCAACCAAGUAUCAAUUGUGAUCUGUAACCAUCAAUGUUGUAUUUGUUGGGUUCUGAAGCUUCUGAUCAAGGAUCACUACUGUUACCUUUGGCCCUGCUGGGCAGAGAAGUGAAAAAGUCAACUGGCUUAAGUUUAAAAAUCAUGAAAAAUGUUAUAACUAACAGAAGUAAUAAGCCAUACAGUUACAAAGUGAAAUAAAGUAUGAAUAGUGUAUAUUAUUUCACGAAAUAGAGCAGUCCCA
Molecule: messenger RNA, 1553 nt
Organism: Pungitius pungitius (ninespine stickleback)
Lineage: Eukaryota; Metazoa; Chordata; Actinopteri; Perciformes; Gasterosteidae
Gene: ndufaf4
Product: NADH:ubiquinone oxidoreductase complex assembly factor 4
Exons: 3
Coding region: 59-604 (181 amino acids)
Biological process (GO): mitochondrial respiratory chain complex I assembly
Cellular component (GO): mitochondrion
Source: RefSeq, a predicted model, not a curated record